AAGCUGGUGAAUAAAAGGCAGUUCGCGCCGCGACAAACAAAUCAGUUCAUCAGCUGCUAUUAGUCGACAUGGUGCCCUCGUCAACUUGCGUCCUGCUGGCCGUUUUGGCCUUCACCACUCUCAUAGUCGCCGAGAGGGUCUCGUUCGAACCUUGUUCAGGAGGUAUGAAGAACUGCGAAGUGAACUGGGUCGAAAUUGAUCCUUGCGCGGAAGCAGCCACCGGAAACCCUUGCAGGACAAAGAAGGGAAAAGUUUCUUCAAUUAAAUUCAACUAUGCAACAAGCGUUCCCAAGGAUAAAAUGGAAGUAAGAGUAUUUUGGGCAAGUGCAACUGGCGACCUUCCCUUCGCCGGCCUUGACCCUGACGCGUGUUCGGUCACCCAGUGCCCUGUGGAGGCUGAUCACCCACAGAAUCUGACGUACUCUCUCACCAUUCCCAAGAUGACCUCAUCCCGCGUCUACAACGUCAAGUGGGACCUGCACGACGACGACAAAGAGGUGCAGUGCUGCUUCCUCACCAAAAUCCGCAUUGUUUGAACAACAACUUCUUUAUUGUACAUAAUGACGUUUGUCAACUGCUCUCAUUGAUUAAUUGUGCCUGCGGCGCCGAAUAUCUGCGGAGCGCCGAUCCGCUUCAAUUGUUCUCUUCUAUUGUGUAAUUGUGCAAUUAAGCUUAAGAUUUAUACGAAUAAAAGUUAUUACGCAAAAGUAGAAUAAUAGAA
Molecule: messenger RNA, 721 nt
Organism: Neocloeon triangulifer
Lineage: Eukaryota; Metazoa; Arthropoda; Insecta; Ephemeroptera; Baetidae
Product: MD-2-related lipid-recognition protein-like
Exons: 4
Coding region: 69-536 (155 amino acids)
Biological process (GO): sterol transport
Molecular function (GO): sterol binding
Source: RefSeq, a predicted model, not a curated record